GCGUUACCAAGUUCCAUCAUCAACCUAAACCACUAAUCAACCCUUGAUCUCUUUCUCAAAAAAAGAUUAAAAAGAGAAAAGAAAUGCAUAUAAGAGAUCAUCAACAAUGGAGAGUAUGAGAAACGGGGAAGAAAAAGAUUCUCACUGGAUCCCAUUUACGUUCUUUGAUCAAUCUUCACUAACGAUUCCUAUCUUGAAGUGUCUCGGUCUCGAAAGAUCAUCUUCUUCUUCUUCAUCUCACAGCGAGGAAGAUGACGGUAUAAUUACAAAGGAGGAGGAAGAAGAUGCUAUGACCACCGUUGAAAUCACAACUCGACGGUUGCAGAAGAGACCCAAGCUUCCACCAAGCACAGGAAACGGAGGAAAACACCAUUAGGGGGUUCAUAUAUACAACAGAGAGACCAACGAACAAAACAAAUGCAUAUGUAUACAGACUUAGCAGCUGUUCAAGUUCAACCUGUUUGGGCCUAAUUUCUUAGAUCCAUUAAGGGUAUGUAAUGGUAAACUAUUGGCCCAUUAAUAGUGUCAGAUGAAA
Camelina sativa (false flax) is the source of this 535-nucleotide messenger RNA. RefSeq lists its product as uncharacterized. NCBI's taxonomy places the organism in Eukaryota, Viridiplantae, Streptophyta, Magnoliopsida, Brassicales, Brassicaceae. Gene Ontology annotation, biological process: innate immune response. The record is from RefSeq and is a predicted model, not a curated record.